This is a messenger RNA of Prorocentrum cordatum, 768 nucleotides long. NCBI's taxonomy places the organism in Eukaryota, Dinophyceae, Prorocentrales, Prorocentraceae. The record is from the annotation of a GenBank genome assembly.
AUGGUGGUGCUAAAGGUGGAGGGCGUGGCAAAGGACGCGGGCUCCCAGGUGGUUCUGGACUGUUCGCUGGUGCUGCACACGGAGGAGGGCAUCCUGGAGGCUCCAGCCGCCAGGGCACCCCCGCUUCCAGUCGGAGCGCAGAGCCAGCUCAACGCGACCGAGGCCAAGCAGCUGGCUGAGCUCGCGCGCAAAGGAGGCGACAUGACCACGGCAUCCAAGUACGAGGCUGAGUUCAAGAAACUUCAUGCUCAAGAGUUGCCCAAGCCUCCCACACCACUCCACCAGCGCGUGCAGCAGCAGUUCGCGGCGGUGGCUCGUUUGGAGAAGACCUUGGACAGAGAAGUGGACAAGCUCUUGCUAUGGAGGGAUGACGUUGCCAAGCUUGAAGACACGGUGCGCAACAUGCGUGAGGAGCUGGCCACGGCCGACCAGCAGUACAAGUCGUUGGUUGCGGACCUGCAGCAGCAGGACCUGUGCGCCGACACGUUCGACCUGGGCGCUUUCCUCACAGUGGACGAGGCCAGCUUCUUCGAGGGCGAUGCCGAGCUCCAGGAGAAGGACCGCGAAAAGAUCGCCAAGCGGAAGGAGGACCUCAACGCGGGCGUGUCCAAGCUCGCCAAAGACCUGCUGGGCCCCCUGGUGGCUGCCGCCAAAGCUGCUCGAGAUGCCCAUCGGGAACACCUGGCUCGCGUUGCUAGCAAGCGGCGCCGUGCCGACCUGGAGGCAGCUGCUGGCCACUCCAGCUGGUGGUGGAGCCCCAGCAGCUGA